AGAAGACGGCGUUUUGCCAGCCUUGUUUCGCACAGUUCAGUCACUCUUUUUCUUCCAAAACGACGACGAAUUUAAACCAGUGGUACAACAUUUUGUCAUAAUAGACGUCGUUGGUUGGACUUUAGUAGAGAUGAGUGAAGUUGAAGACAGGGUUGCGGUGACAGAGGCGGCUGACGGAAUCCAGACGUUGACGAUGACUGUGACAGAGUCGCAAAGUCAGCAAAGUGACUCUCCUUCUAACGUUUCAAACAACAGUCUGUUUGACCCAAAUGGUGUGGCACAAAGUAAUCCCAGACAACUGGUUGAUCUCGUUGACGUGGGGAUUUGCGAUAGCAAAACCAGAGUCGUCGGCCCUGCCCCGACGCUGAGGGUUGAAAAGUUACGUGACGAAGAUUCAGUUAGUUUGAACAGCUUAGCGUACACGAGCGAAGAGGAAGGCGGGAGUCAUGAUGUGUCCGAUAUGGACGCUGACCAUUCGGACAGAGGCGACGGCAACAAGCCACCACUAGCGGACUUUGUACCCCCUGAUGACGAACUGAAGAACAAAAUUAUAAGCCAGGUGGAAUUUUAUUUUUCAGAUGCAAACAUUCUGAAAGAUGCCUUCCUGCUGAAGCAUGUUCGCCGAAACAAACAAGGCUAUGUUAGCAUAAAAUUGAUAACCUCUUUUAAGAAAGUGAAGUCUUUGACUAAGGAUUAUCGUGUAGUAGCCUAUAGUUUAAGUGCAUCUGAAAAGUUGGAAGUGAAUGAGGAGGAAACAAAAGUGCGUCGUAAAGAUCCACUUCCAGAGUUUGAUGAGACAACACCUUCCCGAUCAGUUGUUGUUGUUAACAUCCCUAUAAACCCACCUACCAUUGAAGGUAUUGCUGAAAUGUUCUCCAAGUGUGGUGAAGUGGCACUUAUUCGCAUUAUUCGUCCUGGAAAGUCCAUUCCCCAAGAUGUGAAGAAGUACUCGUCCAAACACCCUGAAAUAGGAACCACUAUUUGUGCAGUGGUUGAGUUUGAAAAGCAUGAAUCUGCUAAAAAGGCAUGUGAGUUGAUGACAAACUCAGAUGACUGGAGGAAAGGCAUGCGUGUUGUUCUCCUUGCGGUGAACAAAAAGAAGGAUAAGGAUGGUGGAAAGAAGGUGGAUGUUAUAAAUGUGGGAGGAGCAGGUGAUCAGCAAGGGGACAUUCAUAUAGAGAAAGACCCUGAGGGAGAGCAUGGUGACCAGACCAAAGACCCAGAGAAAAAGCGCAGAAAGAGAGGUGCUCGUAAAAAGAAGAACCGAGUAGAUGAACUGACCAAUGAAACUGAAUCCUGCUACAGUAGUGGCUCUGAGGCGGAACAGGCGUCUAAGCCCCAGUCCUCCAGCCUUCAGGUCAAUCAGUCAGGGCUUGACCCUAAUCGCUUGAGUCCACACGGUACACCCAGGUCCAGCCCACGUUCUAGUCCCAUGUCUAGUCCUCGCAGUCGGCGCCGUGGGGGCUACGGCAAAUCCCCACUCCUGGAGAGUCCCAAUGGCAGCCCGCGCCCAAGUCCGCGUAGCAGCCCAGAGAUGGGCCGCAAGCGUGUGGAUUACUCCUCAGGUGGGGACAGUUCUCCGUCCAGCCCGUGGGUCCAGCGUAGAAUCAAAGCUGCGCAGGAGAGGAGUCCGUUGGCCCAGAAUGGUAGUCCUCGUGGUAGCCCUCUACCUGGGCGACGAAACAUGUCGAACAUGAUGGGGGUAGUACGACAGCCUCUUGGACCAGAUGGGUCUAAAGGUUUUUAUGGUGGUAAGGGUAGAGGUCUGCCUUUGUCCACCUCUGCGUAACAACUCAAUCCAGAAUUUCUUCACUGUGUUACAAUAUUGAUGUGUUUGAGUUUGCACAAGGUCGUAUGCAUGCGAACUAUGUUUUAGUUGUAUAUGAUGACUUUUAAGAGAACAAAGAUAGUAUGCUUGGGUGAAAAGUUACAUGUGAAAGGCAUUUAUGCAUAAGGCAUGUGCACAUUUACAUUUCUGUGCUUAUUUUAUUCCAAAGCGUUGCAUUUUGGCUAAACAAAAAUAUGUUUAUCAAAAAGGAUUAAAUUGAAAUAUUUGGAUGGUAUUCCAAGAAACUAGUUUACUAAACCAGAUGUGCACAGAAGUACAUAUCUCUUUACUAGCAGAUUAUAAUCAAAUCCAGGUUACAUUUCCUUACACUAGUGGCCAGUGUCAUAAUGGAGAGAGACUCGUCAUUUAAGAGUGAGAACAUGGAAUGAUUAGUUUUUAUUUAUAAAGGCACGAGUUAUGUAACAGUCGCAAGAUUGUUUAUAAUGUUAUACCUAUGGACACACAUUUGAUGUGCUGAAUGUAGUUUAUUUCACAGAGAAUUUCACAGCCACCUGACUUGAAUGAUAUUAAUUUUUACUUUUCCUUACUAUUCAGACCUUGGUGCUUUAUGCCUUAACCGUUUGGUUAUUUAAAAUGUGUUUGUGUAUGGUUUGAUUGAAACUGAGCAAGGUCAUGAAGUAUUUGUGUGUUUAUACCCCUAUUGAUAGUUGUUGUUUUCAUUACGAUAGUGGUAGUAAAAUCUUUCAAAGGAAAAGGAAAUAAUUAUUUUUUGUCAACAGCCAGUUUAUUUUAAAUGGACUUGUCUUGAAGGUACUAAAAAAUACUUUAAAAAAUUGUUGUUAUUUUACUGAAUUAUAUAAUUUUUGUUGGGUUUUUUUUAAUUACCUGCUAACUCAGCAGUGUGGUAAUUUUCAUUUGGUAAAUUGACCUGUUGAAAAUUUGGACAUGAGCUUUAUGCACUAUGUUUCGUGUACAUUUCCAAGUUCUGGCUGGCUGUUCUUCAGAUGUCUUCAUGUUUUUCAAAUCCACACAGUGAUCUGUUUGUCUGUUUGUGCUGUUUCUUAGAUGUGGAGUCUAGAAGCAGAGUAGGGUUUUACAAAACCAAAAAAUAAAAAAAAACCCACAACAAUAUGAAACUAUGAAAUUUCCCCAACUGUAUAGUUUCCUGUUAUCGUUCUCAUUACCUUGUACCAAAGCAGGGAAAUAACGAGCAAAAACACAGUAUGUAUUUUGUUCACAGUACCUGUUAAAUUUGCAAGUGGUAUCUGCAGUACAAGUGACUUUUGCGGUGUUCCAUGAUUUUCUUGUUUCCCAUAGCUGUAGCCAUAUCCUGAUAUGUUAGAUUUUAUAGCUAAAGUUAAGUAGCCAAAAAUGUUAGUUUGUCUCUGAACGUGAUUUAACUAUACUGCAUCUUCUACAAUUUAAGAUAUAGAUAGUUAGCUGAAAUAAUGGUCAUUUUGAGGAUGAGGGUCGGGGAAUAAUGACACGUUAGAGAAAAAAAAAAUAACAUUUCAUCUGCGCCAUUCCAGAAAAAAGAAAGCUUUUAAUAUCGAGAACUGGGACCACUUUCAAAAAUCUUUGUAAGUGAUAUUUUUUGUAACUUUUUUUUUUAGUAAAAGAUGUCUGGAUUAUGCUGCCAUAAGGCGACGUCAUUACCUGUGCUGAAGCUGGAUAUUUUUUUUUUUUUUUUUUUUUUACCUGUAAUCUUUAACCUUUUCAACAAAUAUUUUGACAUAUUGCAGUAAAUAUGUACAAGUGUAGAAUAUUUGUUCAAAGUUGUCAGAAAUAAAUAUGGACAUUUUAGACCUUUGUAUUAAACCUUCAGGAUGCUAUAUGAUUUUUUGAGACUAGGCUUUGUGAUGUUUCGUAAUUUUGUGUUACUUUAAAUGCUUGAAGGAUAACUACAAAAUAUGGUCAAUAUUCUGCUGAUGCUCCACAGCCAUUGCAUAUCAUAUGUAGAUUUAUGUUUUGAUCAGUACAGUUCGUCUGAUACUACAUAAAGUACAUUUCUUACAAUUCUAUAUGUGGGGUAAAUGAUAUUCCAGAGAUUGUGACCUGAGCCACAAAAUGGAUUUUCUUUGUUAAAAAGUACCUCAUGAUGGUUAUAAAAAUUCAUAUACUCCAACCUCAAUGCUCAAUAUGUUGUAUAUUUUUGUCAUUCAAUGAAAACCUGUUAACAUACAUUUACCCUAUAUGUAUAUGUUAAUUUUAAUGGUUGAAUUUAGCCUUGUAGAAGUAUACACUGUACUGGUGUCUUGAUUGGUGUAAACUUCAUGUUAUACAUGUGUUUGUACGGUGAUGUGUCCAUAGGAUGGCUGUGUGGAGCGAAAUUAGGUCAAUCUGACCUAAGGAAGGGUUGACACUUGACCUUUUAGACUUGUUAUCGAGGGUGG
Molecule: messenger RNA, 4182 nt
Organism: Liolophura sinensis
Lineage: Eukaryota; Metazoa; Mollusca; Polyplacophora; Chitonida; Chitonidae
Product: la-related protein 6-like
Exons: 1
Coding region: 131-1789 (552 amino acids)
Biological process (GO): RNA processing
Cellular component (GO): ribonucleoprotein complex; nucleus
Molecular function (GO): mRNA binding
Source: RefSeq, a predicted model, not a curated record